Molecule: messenger RNA, 875 nt
Organism: Carica papaya (papaya)
Lineage: Eukaryota; Viridiplantae; Streptophyta; Magnoliopsida; Brassicales; Caricaceae
Source: RefSeq, a predicted model, not a curated record
UUGAGGCAACUUUCACUCAAUCAUUUGCCUUUAUUAUAUAUUAUUAAUAUACAUACACCCACAGACACACAUAAAUAUGUAUAUAGGGAGUCCAUAUGAUAAAGCUAAUUAGCUCUCCAACUUCUUCUUCUUCUUCUUCUUCUUCUUGUAGUGAAGUAUCAGUGCUUGAUCAUAUAGUCUGCUAGCUGUUAUAUAAGCAAACAGUUUUUGGUUUAUAAGUAUACAUAUAAAGGGGGGUGUGUUUGUGUGUGUAUAUAUACAUAUAUAUAUAUAGAGAGAGAGAGAGAGAUUAAGGAGAAGAGAUGGUGAUGAGAAACUUGUUGGGUGUUUUUGUAGUUUUGGUGAUAGGGAGUGGGUUUAGAUUUGGUGCAGAAGCGUUAAACAUGAAUUACUACAUCAUGACUUGUCCAUUUGCAGAAGCCAUUGUCAGGAACACUGUAAACAGAGCUUUGCAGGCUGAUCCUACUUUGGCUGCUUCGCUUAUUCGAAUGCACUUCCAUGACUGCUUCAUUCAGGUUUCUCUCUCUCCCUCUAUCAACAAUGCUAAAGAACAGCUUGAAGAACAGUGUCCUGGCGUUGUUUCAUGUGCUGACAUUGUUGCCAUGGCUGCAAGAGACGCUGUCUUUUGGGCAGGAGGUCCAGUAUAUGACAUACCCAAAGGAAGGAAGGAUGGAAUGAGAUCAAGAAUUGAAGACACAAUCAAUCUGCCUUUUCCCACCUUUAAUGCCUCGGAACUUAUUAGAAGUUUUGGCUUCAGCAAUCCAACUUUCCACGUUCCUUCCUCGCUUCUUUCUCCAUCUUCUUCUUCUUCUUCUUCUUCUUCGUAUUCGUAUUCGUAUUCGUAUCAUUAUCUUGUGUAUCUGACAGUGAAGUGA